UAAUUGCUACCGUGCUACUUGGUCCGGCUACACGUUGAAUCAAACGCAAAUAUUAAACCUUAGUUGAAUAUUCGACAGUUAGUUAUUACUUAUCGACUCAGGAAGAAUGGGUGACACUCCGAGACGUUUAUUGCAGCGGCUAAUAAGGCGAAUACCGGCGCAGGAGCUGAAACCAACUCUGGAAAAAUGGGGCCGUUUGAGUCAAGCUCAGCUACAAACCAUAGACUUUACACAAUCAAAAUGGGCGUUAACGGGCAAACUGGGCACUAUUUGUGAGGAAAGAAACUGGGCCGUUAAACACAUCACAGAACUCGAGUUGAUAUAUGUCAUUGACAAUCCUAACUUGGGGAUGUGGCAUACGUUCCAGCUCAUGGACCCUAGAGAUAAUGCGCACACUGUAGAGCUGUUGCAAUUUAAGGAACAGUUUAAAUCCAAUCUCAGUGAACUCAUAAGAAAUGUGUCUGUCAAAAUUAAGAAGCACACAGAUGAAGCAGUAUGGAUUCGGAUUGCUUGGGGUGACGGUCUCUCUCAGCCAAACCACUUCAAACCAACAUAUGUUGUUCACUAUCUUCAAACUCCCUAUGUCUUUGUGACCAGCUUGAAUUCAAAGCAGAAGCCCCUGUUAUCCCAGGCCUUGGUUCUUGCCACCAGUUACCAUGCUAUAAAGGAUGCUAACCUCAGCGGCCGGAAAUUCACUGCCAUCAGGGAUCUGCUGAUGAGGCAAUAUGAACAGGUUUUUCCCAGAAAGUUUCACAGCCCUUUGAAAGAGAGGAAUCAGAUUGUCACAGACCCGCACAUAGAACGAGAACAGGCCGAGUCAUCUGCAAAUAGACUUCAAAUGGCUUGUGAGGCCUUUGGUGGUGGAAAGUUACCUCAGUUACAGUCUGCAGUUUACAAGCUGGAGACUAAAUUCAGGGGCCACAACAAGAGCAUGACACAGCGGGAGGAGCCCAUCAGAUGUGUUGUCAAGUUUGCAAGCACCAACAUACUGGAGUCCCUCAGAAACUGUGCAUCUUCAGGGAUCGCGUCCACCCCUGUCACUCCCCUGCUCUCAUCUAUUCCUCUAAAAGGAAGGAAUUAUUUUGUCAUCACAGACAACGGACCUGGACCAUCACAAACACGACAGCAGAACUGACCUGUGACCUGACAAAGACCCUUGACUUGAAGGCUCUGUGUUUAUUUUAUAUUUAAUGCACUAAUUGUAUGAGGACACCAUACAGGUGGUCACAUUGCUAUGAACUUCACUCUGGAGACCCUGGAUAUCCUAAUCACUGCAUAUGCUUUACUGUUUUCAGCUGUAAAUAUUUUAGUUGGAUGUAAAUUGUUUGUGUAUUAUAUUGUCAAAAUAAACAUAA
Messenger RNA from Sphaeramia orbicularis (orbiculate cardinalfish), 1355 nucleotides. RefSeq names its product centromere protein N (gene cenpn). Gene Ontology annotation, cellular component: nucleoplasm. The coding region runs from base 107 to 1135 and encodes 342 amino acids. NCBI's taxonomy places the organism in Eukaryota, Metazoa, Chordata, Actinopteri, Kurtiformes, Apogonidae. The transcript has 10 exons. Gene Ontology annotation, biological process: chromosome segregation; CENP-A containing chromatin assembly. The record is from RefSeq and is a predicted model, not a curated record.